Linepithema humile (Argentine ant) is the source of this 1649-nucleotide messenger RNA. RefSeq names its product cilia- and flagella-associated protein 157-like. Gene Ontology annotation, cellular component: ciliary basal body; cilium. Gene Ontology annotation, molecular function: microtubule binding. Lineage: Eukaryota; Metazoa; Arthropoda; Insecta; Hymenoptera; Formicidae. The record is from RefSeq and is a predicted model, not a curated record.
CAAGCAAACAAAACAUUGAUAUAAUGGAGAGUAUGACAACAAGUUCGAAGUGUCACACAAUUAUUUAAUAAAUUUAAAUAUCUUUAUGAUGCAUUUCACAUAUAUUUCUUAUAUAUUAUAUAAUUAAACCGUUAGAUCAAAUAAUCUUGACUGUAACUUGACAAUAAAAAUGGAUUUGUACAAAAAGAAAAAUGUUCCCUCUAUUCGGUCACGCAACUUUGAUGAAACCAAGCUGAAAAAUGUCAUCAUUAAUACACAAAAAUCUUUUUACACCUUACAAAUUGCAGAAACGAAUAAAAGAAUUGAAAGAUUAGAAAAACGAAAUAAGGAAUUGGAGGAUAAUUUACGAGAUUUAGAUUAUUCUAUUCAAACUUUGCAAAAGGAAAAAGCACAAGAAAUAUCCAGUAUGAAUGCACAAAUAACUUCCAACGUGAUCAAGAUAGAAAAUUAUAAAAGACACCUAACUGCUCUAGAGAAAUCAAUGACCGAGGAUAAAUUUGCUUAUAUUAGAAAUGUCACAAAUAUAGAUGAAAAAUAUAAAAAUGCACGAUUUACACUUCUUUCGCAAAUGAAAUGUUUAAGGAGUAAAAUUAACGUUUUGGAAGAUUACAAGUCAAUGCAAGAUAUUCUGAAAAAGAAACUGAAUAUGCAAAAUCAAUCAUUAAUUCAUGAAACAGAACAAAUGGCAGAGAGUUUACAUCAGAUUGAAUAUAAAUUCAAAAUUGACACAGAAAAACUGAAAAAAGAAUUGUAUAAGCAUCUUCUGGAUCUGACUGGUGUGUUUCAACUUGAAAUAUCUCAGUAUAUAUUGCCUCCUAUAGCAAGAUUAUUGUUGGAAAAUGUAGCUGUACACAAUAAAUUGUUAACAAUCUCAGAGACUCAUGAAAACAAUAAUCAAAACAAUAUUCAACACAAAAACGCAAUAAAAAAAUAUAAAAGAGAAAUCAAUGAUAAUCACUUGAGCGCAAAACAUUCCGUAGGGAGCACUAAAAUUGAAAAAUCCGUGGUCACAAUAUUACGUAAAACUUACGAUGAAACGAAUGUCAAUUUAUCUAAACUGAUCAAACCCAGACUCAUAACCCGUUUUAUGGAACAGCAAUACAUAACCAAUAAAGAUAAUGCUCUGAUCAAAGCGCAAAAGUGCGAGGCACACGUAAAACAUUUAGAAAUUUUACUUUAUUUAGAAAAAAUGAAACUUUCUAUUGCUGAAAAUCAGAAACGAUGGAUAUCUAAUCAAUUGCAAAAACAAUUGCAGUCUUUUUAUGAUAUUAAAUGUGCGUUGACAAAUCUUAAUGCUGAACGAAUGACAAGCAACGAUGAGGAAAAAAAUUGUUUAUAAAAAAAUUGAUAUAUUUUAUUUGCAAAAAUAGAAUAAAAUCGCAUGAUAUAAUUUCGUUUUAUUUUGUGAACAAAUUGUUUAUUAUGAUAUUUCAAUAAAUAUUGUAAACUUACCCAAUUUUGUCUUUUAGAUUCUAUCUCUCUUAAUUAAUUGUAAAAUAUAACAAUUUCUUUAAUAAUAACAAGAAUUGCAUACUAAUUUUCAAAUAAAAAAAAAAGUAUAGCAGCACAGAGAUAGAUAUUGUACAUUCCUUAUUUUAGUUUGAUGUCAUCCAUAUUUAUUUUAUGAUCUGGUUUCACAAAUUUUUUCA